Messenger RNA from Cryptomeria japonica (Japanese cedar), 1574 nucleotides. Its product is annotated as probable disease resistance protein At4g33300. The transcript is spliced from 3 exons. NCBI's taxonomy places the organism in Eukaryota, Viridiplantae, Streptophyta, Pinopsida, Cupressales, Cupressaceae. The coding region runs from base 1 to 1566 and encodes 521 amino acids. Gene Ontology annotation, molecular function: ADP binding. The record is from RefSeq and is a predicted model, not a curated record. Gene Ontology annotation, biological process: defense response to fungus.
AUGUCUCUUGACACGACUUUGAAGAUUGUGGAGGAGGUUUGGAAACCAGGUGUAUUCAUUUAUAAAAGUUUGAGCGGUUCUGAUUGUAAGAAACUUGAACAAAUUGUGAAUAGUUUGUUGCCGACCGUCACAGAGAUGUGUGAGUCGAGUCCGGGAUCGUUACCAAAUUCAUGUGUGGAAAAUUUUCCAAAAUUCCUUAACAAAAUUGCCGAGGGCAAUCAGCUGGUAGAAGAGUACAAAAAAUGUAUCAAUCCAGUCCGGAAAAUCAAGAUCAACGAACGCGUUAAGAAGCUGGAGAAGUCUAUUACCGAAUUCAUUCAAAAAGAUCUUCAGGUCGUCAUGGCGAGCGCGCAGGCUUAUCUCUCGACCCAACUGGAAAGUAUGCGUGGCGUUCAGGUUUCAGUCUCCACCAAACUGGAAACGUUGAGUGAAGGAAUGGAAACUGUGCGUGUACAGGUAGAAGCAAUGGAAACUGGGAUGCAAACUCUGGGUAAAACUGUGAGUGAAGGAAUGGAAACUGUGUGUGUACGGGUGGAAUCUGUGCAACAAGGAGUAAAUAAUUUAAUAUCCAAAAUUGAGGAACAACAAAUUAAGAGAGCAGGGCAGCCGCAGGAUGAAAACAUCUGCAGGCCGCCAGAUACGCCAAGCGGCUUCCGGGGUUUCGAUGAACACAUAGAGAAGGUGAAGACGCUUGUGCUGGCGGAUGGAGUGAAUGUCAUUGAAAUUACAGCAAUGGGUGGUGCCGGAAAAUCAACACUUGCAGCGGCCGUUUGUAAUGACGAUGAAAUCAGAGGGCACUUUAAGGACAGGGUAAUAUACAUUGUAGUUUCAAAAAGCGUAGAUCUUCUAAGUAUUCUGAAGACCUUGUGGAGAAACAUUGUUGGUGUGGAAGCACCUGAUUUUACAGGUGUUGAGCACGCACAUGAUCAAUUGCAAUUGCAAAUAAAUUUGACAAAAAAUGAACCAAUUCUGGUAGUAUUGGAUGACAUUUGGUCGAAUUUCGAGGUAGGAAAACUGCUGUUUGAAGGGAAGCAAUACAAGACUCUAGUAACUACCAGAGCUAAAAGCGUCACCCCAAAGGGUCCGAGGACACGCAAUUAUAAACUACCGUCAUUGCAACCGAAGUAUGCUCUGUCACUUUUCUGUCACUAUGCCUUUGACAAACCUUCCAUUCCAAUUGGUCGUGACAAAGAACUGAUCGAAAAGGUGCAACAACAGUGUAAAGGUCUGCCACUAGCUCUUAAAGUAAUCGGUCGAUCUCUGUAUGGUGAGUCCGACCCUGUUUGGGAACGAGUUGAGAAAAGCCUUUCAGCAGGAGAACCUUUCAGGGAUGAUCACAAAGGGAGCCUUCUUAAUAAAUUGAAAACAAGCAUAGAUGUACUGGAGGACAAUGAAAGAGAGUGCUUUUUGGACCUGGGUGCAUUCCCACAAAGAAAAACCAUUCCUGCAAAGGAAUUGGUAGACAUUUGGGUUUAUGUUCGUAGAAUGAAGUGGGGCCAAGCUGAAAUGCUUUUAUGGAAAUUUGAAGAUCACCAUCUACUGGAUUUGAAGAAGAAUCCCGGGUAAGGAGCUAC